AUGUCAGACAACAUUCCUUUGGAAUUGCAAGUCGAAAUAAUCAAAUGGGUUCCUGUGAAAACAUUGCUUAAAUUCCGGUCAGUUUCGAAAGAAUGGAAGUCAGUCAUCGACAGCCCCGAUUUUGGUGAUGAUUACUGCCUCCGCCAGUCUCAGCCCCGUUUGCUAAUAAGGUACAUUAAUAUUACUUCUAUAAACAGUGGUCCCAGACAAGUUUACUGUUUUUCCAAAUACAAGUAUGUUUCGGUUGCUGAUGACGAUACUUUGCACCAACACCGAUUUCCUAGUGCCGCUCUUCCCUAUUCUGCUUUCAAUCUUUUAGAUUCAAGAAUAGUCGGUUGCUCUCACGGUUUAUUUUGUCUCUAUGCUUAUGAUCUAAGAGAUUCAAGUUAUAUGGCUGUUGUAUGGAAUCCUUGGAUUCGAAAAUGUGUUGAUGUUCCUGUCCCUAAUGUUCUGUUUAAUCCGUACGAAACUAUUUUAGGUUUUGGGGUUAGUCCUCAAACGAAGGACCCCAAGAUUGUUAAGAUUAUUAGUUCCAUUCAUCCUAAAGCUGACAAUUCAGUUCCCAUCCCUUGGCGAGUUGAGGUUUUUACUUUAAGCUUGGGGACUUGGAAAACUCCAUCAUGUGGUGUAAACAAUCUCCCUUGGCGUAAUUCGGUUAGGUUUGAUUGGUCACAGGUUGCUCUUGACGGGGUUAUAUAUUGGCAUGCCUUUGAGAUGUUUAUAGUGGAUGGUAGAUUUCGGCACCACAAUCUGAUUAUGUCAUUUGAUUUGAGUAGUGAAUUCGAAGAAGUAUGCCUUCCAGAUAAUUUAGCACGCCGAAACAGUUAUGAUUUAUCUAUCUCUAAGCGAAUGGAGUCGGUCGUCGUGCUUGAAGAUCAUGUAACUUCUUGUGAUGUAUGGAUGAUGGGGCAAGGUGUUACUAAAUCGUUUACAAAACUGUUCACUGUUAUGACAAGUCGUUCACCUUCAUAUAAAGUACAUGAUUUGUGAAGAAUGGCGAGCCUAUAGUUGACCGUGGAUCUGAUGCACUUUGCAGUUAUGACCCUUGCUCGGAACGGAUCAAGGACCUUGGGAUUGUUGGAAAAAGCUUCAACUUCUUCGUUAAGUCCUACAUGGGAACUCUCCUUUUAAUGAAAUUGUAGUGUUUUUUGGGCAUAAAUUGCAGGCAAUGAUAAUCGGGCAGCCACACUAGGUAAGAUUGGAAGACCCUGUCGAUAUAACUUGAGGGCGAUGAUUAUGAUAGCACUGGAAAGCAUGGAACAAAUCAAAGGACUUGCAUCUUUGGAUGCAGGUAAAUAAGUUAUGUAGAAUGACCUGGAUUUAUUAGUGACAACUAGUUAAAGAUAGUGAAAAUGUUCGCAUAUUUGACUUUCAGCUCAAUGAUAUUGCUGUUCUAAAACUAUCGUUAUUUA
Molecule: messenger RNA, 1412 nt
Organism: Erigeron canadensis
Lineage: Eukaryota; Viridiplantae; Streptophyta; Magnoliopsida; Asterales; Asteraceae
Product: putative F-box/kelch-repeat protein At1g12170
Molecular function (GO): protein binding
Source: RefSeq, a predicted model, not a curated record